AUGAAGUUCGUGGACUCUGUGGUGUCUCAGGACCCUUCAGUGGUCAAGGAGCUGGUUCAUAACUUGGAGGAGGCUCGGAAAAUGAGUAACGGAGAGAAGAAGCGCGCAUUCACCUGCAAAAAGUCAACAUUCACGGUUCACUGUACCCAAAAUGUCACAGUUGACUCAUGGAAAUUCAUGGACUGGGAUUACAGACGUCCUGAUCUUCCAACCUAUGCCCGUGGUCUUUUCACUACCCGACUAAAGAGUGGCAUCCCCGAGAUUGCGGUACGUGGAUACGAUAAGUUUUUCAACGUGGAGGAAGUCAACGACACACGCUGGAGGAAUAUCGAGACAAAUACUCAGGGUCCUUACGAGCUCAGUGUGAAGGAAAAUGGCUGUAUCAUUUUCAUUGCUGGACUCGAGGAUGACAAGUUGCUGGUGUGCAGCAAGCAUUCUACUGGACUCCGUCCGGAUGUGCAGGUCAGCCACGCCAUGGCUGGUGAGCAAUGGGUAGAACAUCAUGUCAAGGCAGUCAACAAAUCAACCAAAGAUCUUGCGCGAACACUACGAGAAAACAAUCUUACCGCGGUUGGAGAGCUUUGCGAUGACAGCUUCGAGGAACAUGUUCUGGCAUAUGAUGAGGUUGCGGCCGGUAUCUACCUCCAUGGUCUCAAUCACAAUGUACCUCAAUUCUCCACCCUCCCUAGUGAAGAGGUACACAAAUUUGCCGAUGAAUGGGGCUUUAAGAAAGCCAAGUUCGUGACCUACAAUAAGAUCGACGACGUAAAGCAGUUCCUGGAAGAAUGUGCUGAGACCGGUACCUGGGACGGCCGUGAGACGGAAGGCUUUGUGGUCCGAUGCAAGAUGAGCAAUGGUGAAAAGGGACCUGUGCAUGAUUGGUUCUUCAAAUACAAGUUUGAAGAGCCAUACCUUAUGUACCGUCAGUGGCGCGAAUGUACCAAAGCUGUGAUCGGGGGCAAGCUACUCAAAAUCAAAAAGCAUGAGAAGAUCACCGAGGAGUAUCUUCAAUUUGCACGAAGACAAUUCAUGAAGAACCCAAAUCUCACUAAAGAGUACAACCUAAACCAUGGAAUCAUUUCCCUGCGUGAAGAUUUCUUGAAGGAGCGAGGUCUGAAAGGCUCGGAGAUCAUCGCAAUGGAGGCCAAGGAAACAGGCAAGGGAGUUGAGACUGUGAACAAUGUCAUUAUUGCCCCCAUUGCUUCCCUCGGCUGUGGAAAAACAACCGUGGCUCUUGCUCUGGUUCAUCUCUUUGGAUGGGGUCAUAUCCAGAACGACAGUAUCCCCAAGCAGAAGAACAAGCCAAAGAAGUUUGCAUUCGAAAUUACCCAAGAACUGGCUAUUAAGCCAGUGGUAAUUGCGGACCGCAACAGCCACCAGCGACGAGAGCGCAAGCAGCUGAUGGAGGAUGUCUACCCUGUCAUUCCGAAUGCGCAGUUCGUUGCUCUUCAUUAUGUGCACGAGCCGAAGCAUGAGCUGUUUUCCGCCAUCAAGGAAGUCACCCGUAAGCGAGUCUUGGAGCGUGGUGAUAAUCACCAGACUAUUCGAGCUGCCACAAAAAACCGGGAGGAGACCAUUGGUAUUAUGGAUGGCUUUUUGAGCCGCUUUGAGGGUAUUGAUACUACCCGAGAUCCAGAUGAGAACUUUGACCUUGUGAUCGACUUGGAUGUCUGCGCUUCCUCCAGGCAGAACCUUGAGACUAUUGUUCUUGCUUUGCAUCGCGCAUUCCCCAGAGUAGUCACUCGUGUUCCUUCAGCUGAGGAACUCGAUGCUGCAAUCAGCGCGUCUUUGAACGAAUACAAGGUUCAAAUGGACCUGAGUUCGGGAUAUUCCUCCCAGAAUAAGAAAGAGAAGCCGCCAAAGGCGCCGAAAGCUGACCAAGGUGCUACACUCGCACCAGCUCUCUUAGCUCGCAAAAUUGAGUUUUUCCAAAUCGCUCUCGACCCUCAUGAUGUCCUAUCUCCUCUUCAUGCUCUCUUCACCCCCGAUACCCCUCCAGAAGUCUCACGUCUGUACAACCAGCUGGCGAAGCAGCGUCGGGUCCAGAAUGCUUUCCAUGUCACUCUUAUCCAUCGUGCCGCGAGGGAAGAUCGAUCUGACGUCUGGUCUCACUACACCAGACAUUACAUCGACAACCUCACAUUCAAUCCUGUUCCGGACCCUGUUCAAAAGCCACCAACUCUUGGCAAUGCUCAGGUUCGUCUAGAGCGUCUUGUCUGGGAUGAUCGCGUCAUGGCAUUUGUCGUUCGCAUUCUUUCCACUGAUGAGUCUUCUGAUUCUGAAGAGGGAUCAGUUCUGCCUUGUGCUAAUGUCAUUCCUCACAUUACCAUUGGCACUGCUUCGGCUGAUAUCAAGCCAAAAGAAAGCAAUGACCUUCUUGCUCGCUGGUUGGAACAUGGAUCUGGUGGUGAUACUGGAAUCUAUGAAGCUGAAGUCAAAGGUGUGAAGCUGGUGGAAGGGACAGUUGGAUUGACUAUGAUGCGCGGAAAGUAUUAG
Molecule: messenger RNA, 2496 nt
Organism: Penicillium malachiteum
Lineage: Eukaryota; Fungi; Ascomycota; Eurotiomycetes; Eurotiales; Aspergillaceae
Product: tRNA ligase
Exons: 1
Coding region: 1-2496 (831 amino acids)
Biological process (GO): tRNA splicing, via endonucleolytic cleavage and ligation
Cellular component (GO): nuclear inner membrane
Molecular function (GO): RNA ligase (ATP) activity; ATP binding; phosphoric diester hydrolase activity
Source: RefSeq, a predicted model, not a curated record